Nicotiana attenuata is the source of this 1448-nucleotide messenger RNA. RefSeq names its product alcohol dehydrogenase-like 7. Gene Ontology annotation, molecular function: S-(hydroxymethyl)glutathione dehydrogenase [NAD(P)+] activity; zinc ion binding. Gene Ontology annotation, biological process: formaldehyde catabolic process. The record is from RefSeq and is a predicted model, not a curated record. Lineage: Eukaryota; Viridiplantae; Streptophyta; Magnoliopsida; Solanales; Solanaceae. Gene Ontology annotation, cellular component: cytosol. Bases 71 to 1243 code for a protein of 390 amino acids. The transcript is spliced from 10 exons.
UAUAAAACCAGCUAACUGAAGAUAUAGCAACUCACUGAAAGUAUUUCUGUGGUUUGCAGUAUUGACAAAAAUGGCUUCUACAAAACAAAACGGACUUAGCAAAACUGCUGGAAAACCCAUUCGUUGCAGAGCUGCGGUAGCAAGAAAACCAGGAGAAGCACUGGUGAUAGAGGAAGUGAUAGUGGCUCCUCCUAAAGCACAUGAAGUUCGACUAAAAAUCAUUUGUACUUCUCUUUGUUACAGCGACAUUACCUUCUGGAAGAUGAAAGAAUUUCCUGGUUGCUUUCCAAGAAUCUUGGGCCAUGAAGCUUUUGGGAUUGUGGAGAGUGUUGGAGAAGAUGUUGAGGAGUUAAAAGAAGGAGAUUCAGUUGUACCUAUAUUUUUGCCCGACUGUAAGGAAUGUGUAGACUGUAAAUCCGAGAAAAGCAACCUUUGUUCCAAAUUCCCAUUUGAGAUAUCUCCAUUGCUACAUAGAGAUGAAACAAGCAGAUUCACUACUGUUGAAGGAGAAACUUUACACCAUUUCGUGUAUAUAUCAAGUUUUUCCGAGUACACAGUCGUCGACAUUGCUAAUGUAACAAAGAUUGAUCCUGAAAUCCCACCUAACCGGGCAUGCCUCUUGAGUUGUGGAGUAUCAACAGGAGUAGGUGCUGCUUGGAAAACAGCUAAUGUGGAACCAGGUUCAACUGUAGUGAUCUUCGGUUUGGGUGCAAUCGGAUUAGCAGUUGCAGAAGGAGCAAGGCUAUGUGGUGCUACCAGAAUUAUUGGUGUAGAUAUGAACUCUGACAAGUUUGAAAUAGGGAAGCAAUUUGGAGUCACUGAUUUUAUCAAUUCCAACAGCUGUGAGGAUAAACCUAUUAGCCAGGUGAUAAUUGAGAUGACUAAUGGAGGUGCUGACUAUUGUUUUGAAUGUGUUGGUCUGGGAACACUUGUGCAGGAAGCGUUCGCCUGCUGUCGAAAGGGUUGGGGAAAAACAGUUGUUUUAGGAGUUGAUAAGCCAGGGGCACAGCUGAACUUGAACUCUUUUGAGGUUCUUACGAGUAAGAAAACUCUCACAGGAGCACUCUUUGGUGGUCUCAAACCAAAAUCCGACGUUCCUAUCCUUGUUAAACGUUAUCUUGAUAAGGAAUUGCAAUUGGACAAGUUUGUGACACAUGAAGUGAAUUUUGAAGACAUCAACAAGGCUUUCGAUUUACUUAUUCAAGGAAAGAGCCUACGCUGUGUUAUUUGGAUGGACAAGUGAUUUAUUUCACUGCAGCCUGCGCCAUAAUAAGUAUUCCCUUGUUCUUUAGUUAUUGAACCUCAACUUUCGAAAUCCACGUUACUCAGCCCAAGAAAAAAAGCUCCUGUAAUAGAUGAACAGUAGGCAAUUGUUUUUCCAAUAUUAAGUUAAUAUCUGUUUUUGUGGGAACAAACAAGAUCAUCAAUGCCAAAGUUCUGUUCAUACA